GGAUGAAAAGCUACGACAUCCCUGGGCUGGCAAUGGAGCCGAGGGUGUAAUACAGUUUAAGUCACUGAUACCUUUAUGAUGAGCAUGAGCGGCCAUCAUCGACUUAAACGAGACAUGCUUGUGGCAAAGCUAAUGGAGCAUAUUGAAGCUGCUUUAAAGAAUAUACCUCUCAAGGAGGACGUCUCUGGUACAGACACGCUUGAGAAUUGGGGAAAGAAUAUUAUCAAGAAGCUUGCUCUUGCUCGUAAGCUUGAAGUCGAUUCCAGCUCUCUCAAAGAUUGGUCUGCCCAAGUGAAGAGAAUUCUCUCCCGACGUGGCACAACCGCAUUGGCACCCUUGGAUUUCUGAUUUUCUGCCUGACCUGGCUGCCGAUCUGGCUAGGAGAGAAGCCGACGAGAAAGCCCGUUAUGAAGAGGUAUAUACAAGACUGUUGGAUGGUGAUGACAUAUGAUGGAGCUCCUGGAAGAUGCAGAGGAACAUUCCAAUUCUCUUCGGAAAGAGUCAGACCACUCAAUAGAAAGUCCUAUUUCUCGGGGCCCAAACGCUGUCGACGAUUCGGAGCUCCAUUACGAUGACGAGCCAGCAUUCAAGCAAUUGGACGGCGCCUCUGUUCAGGACCGUCGAAAUGUGGAACACAGGGAAGAUGUAGAUGACAAUCCUCAAGCUUUUGUUAGUCUGAAGCGGAAGGUAAAAGAUGAGGAUAUCUCACUGUCGACGCCUUCAUUCCUAGAAUUCAGGCGUCCGCCGGAAUGUUUUGUCAUGAGAAAAGAUGCGUGCGACCGUUGUGUAAAGGGCUUCAAGACGGCUCAAUACUUGUGUUGGUCGGGUCCGAUUUCGAACCCACGAUGUUAUAAAUCCCGAAGGGACGCUAAAACCUGCGUCUUCUCCGGAGCCAAGCAAGAUCCCAAAGACACUAAACUAAAGUUGUCAUUGACGCGCCCAAAGGCUGGGACAGAAAAGAUGUCAAAAGGUGCUACAAGGGACGAUCCUCCUGAUUCAGUUAGGGCUCUUCCUCACAGAGCAGAGGAAAACUUGAAGCGGUCUCCUGGACAGGGACGAGUAAACGUUGCAACCGCUGGCGCUUCCGGAAAGGUUUCCAAGAUGUCGGUUUCUGUCGUGAUUGACUCAAGGAAGAAGGCAAAAUUCGUCGCUAUGGCGAAGGAUGAAAAUAGGAAACCACCACUACUUCAGCAGACUCCCACGCAAAAUAUGAACAUCGACACCGUCAACACAAAAGGAUCAUUUGUCAGUCUGGAGAAUAUCGAGAAAAUGAUUCAACGUGAGGAGGAACAAAGGAUUGUUUCGGAGGGAAGAAUUGCUCUGCUCCGAGAACUCAAAGAUGGACUCCCUUCUGGUCAAGCGAAAGCCAGACAAGAACGAGGGUCCGACGACGUAAUUGACUUGACAAUUGAUGACGACUUGGAUAUGCAUGAUGAUCACUGACUCGGAUAAUUGUUUCAGUACUGUAUCAGAUGAUAUUUUCUUGAAGAUGAGAUGGUUACACUUACUAGUCUUACUGGGUCGAAACAUCAAGAACGGCGCAAUGAAGGCGAUAUUGAAAU
Messenger RNA from Somion occarium, 1562 nucleotides. Lineage: Eukaryota; Fungi; Basidiomycota; Agaricomycetes; Polyporales; Cerrenaceae. The record is from the annotation of a GenBank genome assembly.